Venustampulla echinocandica is the source of this 783-nucleotide messenger RNA. Its product is annotated as putative endonuclease lcl3. Bases 1 to 783 code for a protein of 260 amino acids. The record is from RefSeq and is a predicted model, not a curated record. Gene Ontology annotation, cellular component: mitochondrion; cytoplasm. NCBI's taxonomy places the organism in Eukaryota, Fungi, Ascomycota, Leotiomycetes, Helotiales, Pleuroascaceae. The transcript has 2 exons.
AUGCCAUGGCCACCAUGGCCCUCGAAUUCCGAAAGGGACACCGAUGGCAAGAAGCGGCGUGUGCCAUGGACCGAAAGCCUAAAUGCUACAGAUUGGUCUCAUUACACGGAUCCUAGGACGCUGGUUCCGACGCUACUCCUCACAACAACCAUCUUGGUGUCUGUUCGCGUCUAUCGUUCCUACCUGCGCCGUAUUCCAGAAGCCACCCAUAUUCGACCUGGGUCCUUCAGAAAGCGGAGCUUGUUUGGUACUGUGACGAGAGUGGGCGAUGCGGAUAACUUCCACCUUUUUCAUACGCCUGGCGGGAGACUGGCAGGAUGGGGAUGGCUACCAUGGCGGAAGGUUCCCGACAAGAAGCUGUUGAAAGGCAAUACGAUACAUAUCCGAAUAGCAGGCGUUGACGCGCCCGAAUGUGCCCAUUUUGGCAGGCCAGCACAACCAUAUUCCGAGGAGGCCCUACAAUGGCUCAAAAACUACAUUAUGGAUCGUCGAGUGCGGGCCUACAUCUACAAGCGGGACCAGUAUGAACGGGUCGUGGCCACGGUAUGGGUACGGAGGUUUUUAUUCCGCAAGGAUGUUGGAAAGGAAAUGCUCAAGGCGGGGAUGGCUACUGUGUAUGAAGCCAAGAUGGGAGCUGAGUUUGGAGACUUCGAGGAUAGUUAUCGGAGGGCGGAGGAGGUCGCAAAGAGAAAGAAGGUGGGGAUGUGGUCAGGAAAGGCCAAAGACUACGAGAGUCCCCGAGACUAUAAAACCAGGAUGGCAGCUAUUCGCGAGCUGAAGUGA